CCGACCUGUUCACCUGGCCGUGCUGCUGCUCCAGUUUCAACUGUUCCGCCUGCGGCUAUGGAACCCCGACCUGUUCACCUGGCCGUGCUGCUGCUCCAGUUUCAACUGUUCCGCCUGCGGCUAUGGAACCCCGACCUGUUCACUGUGAUUACUAUUACGUGACCAUGCUGGUCAUUUAUGAACAUUUGAACAUCUUGGCCAUGUUCUGUUAUAAUCUCCACCCGGCACAGCCAGAAGAGGACUGGCCACCCCUCAGAGCCUGGUUCCUCUCUAGGUUUCUUCCUAGGUUCUGGCCUUUCUAGGGAGUUUUUCAUAGCCACCCCUCAUAGCCUGGUUCCUCUCUAGGUUUCUUCCUAGGUUCUGGCCUUUCUAGGGAGUUUUUCAUAGCCACCCCUCAGAGCCUGGUUCCUCUCUAGGUUUCUUCCUUGGUUCCAGCCUUUCUAGGCAGUUUUUCCUAGCCACCCCUCAGAGCCUGGUUCCUCUCUAGGUUUCUUCCUAGGUUUUGGCCUUUCUAGGGAGUUUUUCCUAGCCACCCCUCAGAGCCUGGUUCCUCUCUAGGUUUCUUCCUAGGUUUUGGCCUUUCUAGGGAGUUUUUCAUAGCCACCCCUCAUAGCCUGGUUCCUCUCUAGGUUUCUUCCUAGGUUAUGGCCUUUCUAGGGAGUUUUUCAUAGCCACCCCUCAGAGCCUGGUUCCUCUCUAGGUUUCUUCCUAGGUUUUGGCCUUUCUAGCGAGUUUUUCCUCGCCACCGUGCUUCUACACCUGCAUUGUUUGGGGUUUUAGGCUGGGUUUCUGUUCAGCACUUUGAGACAUCAGCUGAUGAAAGAAGGUCUAUAUAAAUACAUUUGAUUUGAUUUGGAACGGUCAUUUCGACACUAACAGCUUACAGACGGUAGGCAAUUAAGGUCACAGUUAUGAAAACUCAGGACACUAAAGAGGCCUUUCUAUGGACUCUGAAAAACACCAAAAGAAAGAUGCCCAGGGUCCCUGCUCAUCUGCGUGAACGUGACUUAGGCAUGCUGCAAGGAGGCAUGAGGACUGCAGAUGUGGCCAGGACAAUAAAUUGCAAUGUCCGUAUUGUGAGACGUCUAAGACAGAGCUACAGGGAGACAGGACGGACAGCUGAUCAUACAUUUGAUUUGUUUACUUUAUUAUGAUCCCCAUUAGCUACUGUGUAACGGAUGUGGAAAUGGCUAGCUAGUUAGCGGCGUUGCGCGCUAAUAGGGUUUCAAUCGGUGACGUCACCUGCUCUUAGACCUUGAAGUAGUGGUUUCCCCUUGCUCUGCAAGGGCCGCGGCUUUUGUGGAGCGAUGGGUAACGAUGCUUCGUGGGUGUCAGUUGUUGAUGUGUGCAGAGGGUCCCUGGUUCGAGCCCGGGUGGGGACGGACCAAAGUUAUGCUGUUACAAUUACAUUACAAAUGUGUUUUUUUUUUAAAUUAUGUCAUUGCAUAGAGAAAAGUACUGGUAAGAAGUAAGAGAAAACAUGAGCUCUGGUUGUUUUGCAAUGACUUACGACAGAAUCAACAACGUAGUGAAUAUUUAAACUGCGUUACUCCAGCCAGCAGAUGGCGACUUAAGUCUUCCAGUUGAUGCCUCUUGCGUGACGUAUAAUCUAGUGGACGGGACGCUUUUUCAACAGCAACAAGCCUAUUGAUUCAACCACUUCGCUAGCCAAAUAAAAACCCAAAUAUUGACGUUUCUUUGGCAAUUUUUUCGUAUAUUAAUCUCGGUGAUUUAAAAACAACUAUGUUUAUGUAUCUAUGUAUCUACUGGUUUACUUGAAUGUAAUUUGCUUGGUAACUUUGCAAAAAACGUGUUCAAUUUGAUACUGAGUCUAGCACAAGGCUUGUCGCUAAUGCUAACUAGCUAACGUCCCUGACCAUGAGCUCACUAAGCUACUCCCCUCCUGCUAAAGAAGAGGAUGUCUACUGGACGGAGAAAGAAGCUCUGGGGCUGAACAUUAUUGUAAAAGAAGAAGAGGAGGUCUACUGGACGGAGAAAGAAGCUCUGGGGCUGAACAUUAUUGUAAAAGAAGAAGAGGAGAAUAUUACAGUGAAAGGAGAGGAAGAAGCUUUCAGAAUAAAACAGGAGGAAGAGGAGGCUGUUACAGUGAAAGAAGAGAAGGAACAUUUUGGAGAGGAAGAGGCAGAGGAGGCUCUCACGUUUAAAGAAGAGGAGGAUGUUACGUUGAAAGAAGAGGAAGAACCUUUUGGAGUGGAAGAGGAGGCUAUCUCAAUAAAAGAGGAGGAGGAAGACGUAUUGGGGGUGGAGGAAGAGGAGACAGAAGAUCUGAUUAACAUCAGAGAGAGACCAGACUCUCACUCUGACAGCGAGAAGAGUCCUUCAGGGGAACCAGAGCCAGAGACGCCCAAACGAGCAGGACCACACCACUGCUCUCAAUGUGGAAACAGUUUUUCUACAUUAGGGAAUCUAAAACGUCAUGAGAUGGCACACACAGGAGAGAAGCCUUUCCAAUGUUCCCAGUGUGAUAAGAGUUUUACCCAGAUAGGGAGCCUGAAAAGGCAUGAAGGAAUACAUAAAGAAGGGAGGAAGACAUACCACUGCUCUCAGUGUGGAAAGAGAUUUACUCAGUUAGGUAGCCUGAAAACACACAAGACAGUACACACAGGAGAGAAGCCUUUCCAAUGUUCCCAGUGUGAUCAGAGUUUUACCCAGAUAGGAAACCUGAAUAGGCAUGAAGGAAUACACACUGGAGAAAAGCCCUACCAAUGCUCCAAGUGUGAAAAGAGAUUUUUGCGAUCACAGUACCUAAAAUCACAUGAGAUGACACACACAGAGGAAAAGUAUUUCCACUGCUACCACUGUGGAAAGAGCUUUACUCAGUUACGGAGCCUGAAAAGACACAAGAGGACACACACAUGUGAAAAGCCCUACCACUGAUCCCACUGUGGAAAUAGUUUUACUCAGUUAGGGAGCCUGAAAAUGCAUACGAGAAGACACUCUGGAGGAGAAGACAUACCACUGCUCUCAUUGUGGAAAGAUAUUUUCCCAGUCAGAGGACCCAGAAGUCACAUGAGAGAAUAGAGAGGCUGUGUUCUGACUUAGUAUUUUUGACUGAGAAUUUGUGUUUUUGGUUAUGCCACAUUAAAUCAUAUUGUUUAUAAUAAAUUAGUCUAUUCCCUUA
Messenger RNA from Oncorhynchus nerka (sockeye salmon), 3142 nucleotides. RefSeq names its product zinc finger protein 3-like. Lineage: Eukaryota; Metazoa; Chordata; Actinopteri; Salmoniformes; Salmonidae. The transcript has 2 exons. The record is from RefSeq and is a predicted model, not a curated record. Bases 1879 to 2898 code for a protein of 339 amino acids. Gene Ontology annotation, biological process: regulation of transcription by RNA polymerase II. Gene Ontology annotation, molecular function: DNA-binding transcription factor activity, RNA polymerase II-specific; RNA polymerase II cis-regulatory region sequence-specific DNA binding.